AAACGGGGGGCGGGGCUACGGAUGAUGAUGACGCGCACAGCCGCCGCGCCAAAAACAAACAAAAUCCGCCGCUCGGCAGUGGACGUUUCCAUCUAAAGCAGCUCACGUACAUUGUUUGACAUUAAAUAAAUACUCACGGGCCAUGGAGGGAGCGUCUGCGAAAGGUGUUUUGAGUCACCUCAGUCUGCUGGAAGUUCAGGCAAGAAGCCGUAAGACUCAACCUAAGCAGCCGAGUCGCGUGCAGGAGCUGAAGGCUAAAGCGGAAGCGCUGACGAGGCAGAGAGACCAGCUGAGAGCCGAGGUGGAGACUCACAAGAAUCUCAAGAAACUGAGGGCAUCCAUGGACAAACGGUGUCGACGAGAAGAAGACGAAGAGGAGGGAAUGGAUGAAGACUCUGAGAACUCAAACCUACUGCGGCUGAUGGCCAGACAUACACAACUGAAAGACCUCCUGCAUGCUUAUGACGUCAUUGGUGGGUACAACAUCAUAAAAACCCGCCAAGGGAAAGGACUGUGUGUGUCUCUGGCAACAGCCUACGAGGGCGCCUACUUCGAAACCUACAACCUGGAGAUGGACCUGAAGCCAACCGUGAGGAUCAGUCGUCACAACGUUCCCCCGUUCAUCCCUUUGAACAACCUGGCGGAGCAGAGCAACAUGCAGACAGAAAUAAGGACUCUCCUGGACCCCCUCAGCCAGCAUCUCAACGCCUUUGCUGGUCGCAAGCAGCAGUUGAAGCUCGUUAAGGAGCUCCAUAAGUCUGUGGAAGUGAUGGAGAGUAACGUGUUGUGUUCAUUUCUGGUGCUGAUGUUCACGCUGCCGAGAGAGAAGACGGCGGUUCUCUGCUCACUUGACUACUCCGACUGCACCAGAUGUCUUCCCACGCGAGUCCACUUUGAAUGUGAAGACAAUGAGCUUCCUGAUUCUCCAGAGUGGAAGAAACACCGCAGCCUUCUCAUGGAGACUCCUGUGCACAAAGCUUUGAUAACCAUGAGGAAGAUGGGGAAUAUUGUGUAAUUAAUGAAGCUUUCUUUUUAAAAAAUAUGUACAUUCUCAUUGCUUACAAUAAAACACGGAUGGUUUCUUUCCUCUCUCGACAUGGAGGUGUGAAACCGCUGGUAGACUCCAGCCUGUCGGGGGGGGGGGGUCCCUCUACGGAGGUUUCACGUGCACUUCCAUGUCGCUCUUGUCCCGGAGCGUUUCUAUAAACGCCGCCACCCUGUUGCUCAACGUCUCCCUCAGAAUCUGCCUCAGCCGCUCCGAGUCCUCUCUUUCCAGCCGCUGUCGCCGGGCCAGCUCCUGUUCCGAUAUCGAAUCGAUCGUGGCGAUGUUCUUCAUCUGCAUGAGCGACACGCUGCUCUGGACGCGGCCUCUGCGUCUCACCGAGCCGGCGGGUUGGACCGGUGUCGACCGACUCGACUCCGCCGGUUCGCGUCCCCCGUCGCGAUACUGGGAUUUGCUGGAGUACGAUCUUCUGCCGGCGGCUGUUUGACACGUGUGCUCUCCAAUUUCCCUCAUCGCGAUGUUGACCGUCGCUUGAGGCUCGACCACUUUGACCAUCACGACCCGUCUCAGGUCGGUCACCAGCGAGUCUCUUCUCUGCUGGAGCCUCUUGCGAGUCCACCUGUACUGUCGGUCCAGCGCGCUCAGCCUGUGCUGGAGGUCCCUCUCCUCCUUUUGGUUCAGCACUUUCAGAUUUCUCUGCAGCCCACCGACUCGUCUGAGGCUUCGGUCCAUUACAAGAAGGAGAGACGGGUUUUCUCUCCCUGAUUCCACGAGUCACCCCUUUUUUCUGUUUU
Cyclopterus lumpus (lumpfish) is the source of this 1797-nucleotide messenger RNA. RefSeq names its product centromere protein O (gene cenpo). NCBI's taxonomy places the organism in Eukaryota, Metazoa, Chordata, Actinopteri, Perciformes, Cyclopteridae. The transcript is spliced from 6 exons. The coding region runs from base 143 to 1015 and encodes 290 amino acids. Gene Ontology annotation, cellular component: Mis6-Sim4 complex; kinetochore. The record is from RefSeq and is a predicted model, not a curated record.